CUACUCAUUACCUGUAAGGUAAACAAUCAGAGCAAAGCUUUCGGAAACCUACCACAGAAAGGUUUAUUGUGAUAAGAGCCGAUUGGGUGCGUCGCGUUUUAUGAAAUUGACAGAAAAUUUGUCAUCGCUCAGUCAUCGAUACAGUUAUUAUGGAACGCGUCUAUCCCAGCGAGCCGCUAGAGCAGCCCAAAGAUGUGAGUGGCCUGGUGCAGGAGACGCAUCCGGAGCACCAGAAACUGUUGGCCCCGCCCACCUACGAUCAGGCAACGGGCACGGCAACGGCCACUCCCGCAGUGACAACGGGACCAGUACCGACGCCAGCACCACCACCACCCACCGGCUCAGCCACCCAGCACACGGUGAUUAUUUUGCCCGAUUCGCCGUACGGACCGGAGCCGCAGGAUGUGCAGUGUCCGUAUUGCCAUAACUAUGCACGCACACGCAUCUCCUACCGGCCCAAUUCCCGCACGCAUCUGAUUGCCCUGGUGCUGUGCCUGCUACAACUCUAUUGCUUCGUCUGCUUGCCCUACUGCAUUUCGAGCUGUAUGAAUGCCAACCACUACUGUGGCAUGUGUAACCGUUAUCUGGGCACCUAUUUGCGCAAGUGAGUUGCACCUGUGACGCCACUGUCUGCACCGUCGCGACGCGUCGGCCGGAUGUGCAGCUCCAAAAUUAACAUUUAUCUGCAGACCGAAUUGGCUAAAUUGGCUAAAAGUAAAGAAUUAUACGUGAGAUACACACACACACACACACACAUACACGUAGAUAUAGUUGAUUAUAUAUUCAGUAGUGCAGGUACACU
Drosophila arizonae is the source of this 802-nucleotide messenger RNA. RefSeq lists its product as uncharacterized. NCBI's taxonomy places the organism in Eukaryota, Metazoa, Arthropoda, Insecta, Diptera, Drosophilidae. The record is from RefSeq and is a predicted model, not a curated record. Gene Ontology annotation, molecular function: zinc ion binding.